AAAAAUAAAUCAAAUUUGGAAGUUGGAAUUAGUUUGUUUUUUUCAAUCUGGGAAAAAAACAACCAGAUUUACAUUGGGAAUGGGGCCCAUAUUCGGACCCCUGGCAUAGGGUGGAAAAGGCCUGUCAAUGACAGUUUGACCAGUGACAUAUACAGCUCAGAACAGGUUAUUUACUUGUGGUCUGAGAUGGCUGACCAGGAAGAAGACAUUCUGAAGAUUCUGAUUGCCACCGACAACCAUCUGGGAUAUGCAGAGAAGGACCCAGUCCGAGGCAACGAUUCCUUGGUGGCCUUUGAAGAAAUCCUCGAAAAUGCUCGUAAACAUGAAGUGGAUUUUGUGUUACUGGGUGGUGAUUUAUUUCACGAGAACAAGCCCUCCAGACGAAUUAUCCAUGGAACAAUGGCAUUGUUUAGAAACUACUGCCUUGGUGAUAAACCAGUACAGUUUGAAGUCUUAAGCGAUCAGUCAAAGAAUUUUGAACAUUGUCAGUUUCCCGGGUUAAAUUAUGAAGACCCAAACUUGAAUAUAGCAAUUCCUGUGUUUUCAAUACAUGGUAAUCAUGAUGAUCCUACAGGCCAGGGAAAUCUAUGUUCAUUGGACCUUUUGCACACUGCCGGCUAUGUGAACUAUUUCGGGAAAACAAACUCUUUAGAUAAAAUACAGGUGAGUCCGUUGCUCUUUCAGAAAGGUUCAACUAAACUGGCUUUGUAUGGACUGGGUUCAGUGAGGGAUGAGCGGUUGCAUAGAAUUUUUCUGCACAAAAACGUGACAAUGCUUAGACCAAAGGAAAACAAGGAUGAAUGGUUCAACAUGUUUGUGAUUCACCAGAAUCGCUCAAAGCACGGUCCAACUAAUCACAUUCCAGAACAGUUUCUUGAUGAUUUUUUAGACCUUGUAUUAUGGGGACAUGAACAUGAGUGCCGUAUUGAGGCAGAAUGGAAUAGUGUUCAGAAUUUCUACGUAACACAGCCUGGAAGUAGCGUUGCAACAUCGCUGAGUGAAGGAGAGACUGCGCCUAAAUAUUGCGGCUUGCUUCAAAUCAAGGGGAAGGAUUUUAAAAUUGAAAAAAUACGUCUUGAGACUGUAAGACAGUUUUACAUGGAGGAUAUCGUGCUGAAGGAUACAACAUUAGACCCACUUGACCAUGACAUUGGAAAAAAGGUGGAGAGCUAUUGUCAGAAACGAGUGGAGGCUUUACUGGAAAAAGCAGCGCAGGAGCACACAGGCAACAAAAAGCAGCCACGACAGCCCCUUAUCCGUAUACGAGUGGACUACUCAGGGGGCUUUGAACCCUUCAGUCAGCACAGGUUUGGACAGAAGUUUGUGGACCGUGUUGCCAACCCCAAGGACAUGAUCUACUUCAGUAGGAAGAAGGCAAUGGCUGCUAAGAAGGAGGGAGAUGGAGUGGAUGUAGAGCUGGAUGAGAUACAGGUGGACAGACAGGACACGGCCCGUGUAGAGGACAUGGUUAAGGAGUACUUCAGUAAAGCUGAUGAAAAACUGAAGCUGCAGGUUCUCUCAGAGAAGGGUAUUGGGAUGGCUGUGAAAGAGUUUGUAGACAAGGAAGAAAGGGAUGCCAUACCAGACCUUGUAACACAUCAGCUGAAGAAAACACAGGAUCAUCUGAAGAAGCGCAGCACCAAUGAAGAUGUGAUAGACGAAGAAGUGCACCGCUUCAAAGAAGAGCGACAGCGCUCAAAGGAAGAAGACACAGAGGUGAAGGCCAUACUUGAACAAUCAGCGAAGAAACCCCACGACGAAAAAUCGGAUCACAGUGACAUUGAGCUGAAUGGCGACGAUUCCGAUGAAAGUUCAACAUCUAAAGCCUCAAGUGCAAGGGGACGUGGUCGCGGGAGUAGGGGUGGGCCUGGGUCAAGAGGGGGGCGGGGCUCUAGAGGAGGAAAGGGGGAGGGGUCAGGUGGUGGCCAGGGAUCUCGUGGGGGGAGGGGAGGGAGGGGGAAGGCAGCUGUUGUGGAGGAGAGUCAGAAAAGCAUCAUGGACUCGUUCUCGGCUGGGCGACCCAAAACUGCUAGAGCCGCACAGAAAAGCUAUCUGAUAUCCGAUUCAGAAUCAGAAAAAGACAUUAUUGAGCUCAACUCCAGUGAUGAUGACCCGUUUGGAGACAAUGCCUCCAGCAAAAAGAAACCAGCUGCGACCAAAACCAUGGGUAAAACUGGGAACAAGAGGGGAGGUCCCAUGCAGUACGAUUCAGAUUCAGAUGAAGACAAACAAGUUCGGAAAAGAAGACGAUAAUUAUACACAAGAUUCUUACAAAUGAGCUGCCUCAUAUGUAAAUGUGGCCAUCGUUUCUUCAGACCAGUCCGCAACUCAAAUGUAACUUACUGGUCGGGAGAUUUUGAAGAAGUUUUGCUAGUUUGAAAACAAUGACAUAAACUGCUCAAAUGUAACUUACUAUUCAGGAGGUUUUGAAGAUUAAGUGCUAGUUUAAAACAAUGAAAUUAACUGCUCAAAGUUAUCGGCCAAUUUUAUUUCAAAGUUUCAAUACACGUACAAGUAGCUAGUUAUUGAUUCAGGAGUUAACAUGCCAGUUUAAUGACAAGGACGAAAAUUGCACUCACUUGUAAUAAACUAUGGCUUACUGUUACUGAAGGGUUAUGGAUAGUUAUAAUAUUACAGCUCGCAGAUAUAUAUGAACCUACAGGAACUGUACUUGUUUAAAUAUAUGUUAUAAUUACACGUAUGCUUAAAGUAUUCACCAAGAACUACUGUAUGUAGUUGUUGUUCAAAAUUUUGAUACUAGUAUAGUGAUAAAAAAAUUAUGUAUGAAAGCCAUCUGAUAAAAAAGUGAUAACUGCAGGUGCUCCUUAAUUUUUAGCGAGGCUGUUUUUGGAGAAAACCCGAGCAAUGUCAUAGCCAUCUCGUCGUGUCGUCCGCCAGCGUCGUGUUAAUUGGCGCUAAGUGCUACCACCUACCACUUUGCAACUUCAUAUCAUGUAGAUGCACCUUGAUGAGUUCUACACGCCACACCCAUUCAUGGGUCACUAGGUCAAAGGUCAAGGUCACUUCAACCUCUAAAAAAAAAUCUGACAAGCUUUCGCAGCCGAGCGUGGCACCCGUUAUGCGGUGCUCUUGUUUACCCAGAGUUAUAAAUCUAGUCGAAAGUUUAUCGUAUAAAAUUAUUUUCCUGAUAGUUGUUGGUCUAUUCGCAUACUGGUGGUGUUUUUAAACGUCAUAUCAACGAGAAACUAUUUAUAAAAUAUUGUCUGCAUUUAUGAUGCAUUAGCAUUUGUAUUUUAACCAGUCACCAUUCUUUACUACUAAUGAAGAUAAGACUAUUCUUUAUAAUUCGGUUUCAUUUGGCUGUGUCUCUGUUGUGAAAGCAUGUAAAGUAAUGAUGAAAUGUUGCAAUACACUUCAGUUGGUUCUGUUAUGUUACGCAUCUAUGUUAGUGCUUAUUUUUGCUUAAAUUUGUUACGGCUAUGAAAUAUUGUUGAAAUUCAUAUAAUAAAUGUGAAUGUAAAACAGG
Molecule: messenger RNA, 3487 nt
Organism: Dreissena polymorpha
Lineage: Eukaryota; Metazoa; Mollusca; Bivalvia; Myida; Dreissenidae
Product: double-strand break repair protein MRE11-like
Exons: 8
Coding region: 187-2253 (688 amino acids)
Biological process (GO): double-strand break repair via homologous recombination; mitochondrial double-strand break repair via homologous recombination; mitotic intra-S DNA damage checkpoint signaling
Cellular component (GO): nucleus; Mre11 complex
Molecular function (GO): manganese ion binding; DNA endonuclease activity; 3'-5'-DNA exonuclease activity
Source: RefSeq, a predicted model, not a curated record